Molecule: messenger RNA, 1345 nt
Organism: Rhodofomes roseus
Lineage: Eukaryota; Fungi; Basidiomycota; Agaricomycetes; Polyporales; Fomitopsidaceae
Exons: 5
Coding region: 111-1262 (383 amino acids)
Source: RefSeq, a predicted model, not a curated record
CGGCCUGUCGCCUGUCUUAUUCGCACGAGACAUCUGCGGAUCAUUCACGCGAAUAGAAAGGGUGGGAUGAAAGCUGAUAUAUCUCGACAGAUUCUGGUUGGGGCAAUGUAAUGCAAGAACUACUCCUUCAAGCACUGCUAGCAUAUCGAAUGAAGAGAACAUUUGUGUACUAUAAUUAUACAUGGCGGGAUGACGGUUCAACAAUCUCCUACUAUAAUGGCAAACCUAUACCCUCGACGAUACCCCUCUCUGCGCUCCUGCAAGGUCCGAUAUUGGGUACACCCUCCGUUAUCGAUCCUUCCGCAGCGCAUCCGUUCGCUGUCACAGAAGACUACUAUUACAGAGUAUGCCCGGAGAACGAGCGCAAGUACAUCCGUACGGAGGAAGUCUCAUCGCUACUUGGGACCACAUCCACUGCCGGCAACAUGAUUGAGAAGUGGGUAGAGGUCUUCGGUGAGCUCCCCGCCAAGUGCAUCGAGAUCCCGAGCGAUGCCCCGUCCAACUUCGACAUCUUCAUUUUCGGCGACGCCAGCCGGCUUCUAGACGUCUGGCCGAUCUUCUCUAAGUCGCCCAUCCUCCAAGAAUUCGCCUGGUCCCCGCUCGUCGAGCUCGCCUUCGACCAAAACCGGGAAGUCUUCGCGCCCACGUACGUCUACGUUCCGCCGCUGGGCACGUUGCCCAUGGCGCUGUCCGGCUCCACCGCGGUCUCGCCGAGCGCCGCGCGAUAUGCGCCGAUCCCGGGGCUGCUCGCGAUCCACCUGCGGCGCGGCGACUUCUCGGAGCACUGCACGAAUCUCGCGCGCUGGGGCUCGUCGUACGUGGGCCACAACGAGUUCCCGGAGCUCCCCGACAAAUUCCACUACCCGCCGGACACAAACGACGACGACCGGAUCGCCCUCCAGCGCCCGCACUGCUACCCGAGCAUACAGGAGGUCGUCGAGCGCGCUGUGGAGGAGCGCGCGGCGCAGCGCGCGAUCGGGCGGCCGGAGCUCGUGGAUGUGUAUUUCAUGACGAACGGCCCGAAGGAGUGGGUGGACGAGCUGACGGAGGCGGUGCGCGCGACGGGUGGCUGGAGGACGGUCGCGAGCAGUAGGGAUUUAGAGGUGAAUUGGGAGCAAAAGUUUGUGAAACAGGCGGUGGAUAUGUUGAUUGGACAGAGGGCGCAGGUGUUUGUGGGGAAUGGGUAUUCGAGCAUGUCGGGGCUCGUCACGAUGUUCAGGAUGGCAAACGGCAUCCCGCCGGGGCAAAAUCGCCUCCUCUGAGAUCUCAUCAUUACUCUCAUACGGGACUUUGCUUUGAAUGGGACUCGCUUAUUGGUGCUACGACUGUCGGGUCACGAAAGCUG